This is a messenger RNA of Trachymyrmex cornetzi, 2379 nucleotides long. It is a transcript of the gene ninaB, whose product is annotated as neither inactivation nor afterpotential B. Bases 369 to 2291 code for a protein of 640 amino acids. Gene Ontology annotation, molecular function: carotenoid dioxygenase activity; beta-carotene 15,15'-dioxygenase activity. The record is from RefSeq and is a predicted model, not a curated record. Gene Ontology annotation, biological process: carotene catabolic process; retinal metabolic process. NCBI's taxonomy places the organism in Eukaryota, Metazoa, Arthropoda, Insecta, Hymenoptera, Formicidae. The transcript has 11 exons.
UAGAAUAACCUGAGCGAUACAAUCAACUAGUGUUGCUAAAUCGGAUUAAAGUCCAAAGCGUAACGUCGCUUUUAAGGUCAGCAGAACUGCGCAUCGCGACGUCAUUUGUCGUCAGAACGUACACCGCGAAUGAUGGAUUUCACCCACAUAAGGGUGCAUCAGAUACUUUCGUCGAUUUUGAGACCGCUUGUGUUGGAAUCAACAGUUGAAGAUAACAUCGAGCAAGAAGAGGAGGGAGAAGACGCGUAAUUUAAUGCUUUGGUUUACACAAGAAAAAUUGUGUCGAAGUUAUAACUUGGUGCGGCGUAUAUACCGGAGUUACCCUAAUCAAAAUCGAUCUCCACGAAAAAGAAGAAAAAGAGUUAUAAAUGGAGUACGUUAAUUACCUCGUAACAUCAUUCAAUGACUCAUUAUUCCACACAUCAAACGUGUUAGAUAAUUUCGAACACGCAAAAGGCGGAAAGUUGAAAUCAGAAUUUUAUCAUGACGAAAAUGAAAAUAAAGUACCUGUUGAUGCGAAAGGAAAUUACUAUUACGCUAACUGCGAUGCUUCGGUGUGGAUGAGGAGCUGCGAGAAAGAAGUGAUUGAGCCCCUACGAUCGAGCGAAGUCACCGGCACCAUCCCGAAAUGGCUGAAGGGCACCCUGCUGCGGAACGGUCCGGGCAAUCUGAAAGUGGGCAAAUACCGUUAUCAGCAUCUCUUCGACAGCUCGGCUUUGUUACACAAAUUCGGUAUCGCGGACGGUGAGGUUACCUACCAGAGGCGAUUCGUCCAGACCGAAGUGUACAAAAGGAACAUGGCAGCCCAGAGAAUAGUUUACAAUGAGUUCGGAACUAACGCGACGCCGGAUCCCUGUCAGACUAUAUUCCACAGAGUGGCUGCGGGGUUCAAUCCAAACGAAACGCUAUCGGACAAUUCCAUGAUUUCGAUAUAUCCAUUCGGUGACGAAUAUUACACGUUCACGGAAGCGCCAGUGAUGCACAGAAUCGAUCCAAAGAAUUUAGAAACGAUGGGCAGGGUAAACAUGUCGAAGUACGUUAACAUCGUAAAUCACACCUCGCAUCCUCACGUUAUGGCUGAUGGUACGAUUUACAACGUAGGAUUGAGCGUAACGCCGAUGGGACCUCGAUACAGCGUCGUAUGUUUUUAUCCCAAUUGCGUAACUGUUGAUAAUUCCGGAAAAGAAAAAGAACUCUCCAUGUUUGAUCAAGCGACGAUUGUGGCCAGUGUGCAGUGCAGGUGGUUGCUAAAUCCAUCAUACAUGCACACCUUUGGCAUCACGGAGAAUUUCUUUAUCAUAGUGGAACAGCCACUGUCGAUUUCGAUCGUCCAGAUGACAAAGAACCACUUCAAACAAGAACCUAUGAUGAAUUCCUUCAAGUGGUACGAAAACAAAGGCACUCUCAUCCACGUGAUCUCGAGGAAGACGAGUCAAGUAAAGACGUUCGUUGCGGAGACGUUUUUCUACCUCCACAUCAUCAAUCAGUUCGAAACUCGUGAUAAGAAGUACAUCGUUCUGGAUAUAUGCUGUUAUCGGAAUCCAAAGAUGUUGCAGUACAUGUACUUUGACGCGAUGAAAGACAUGCAUGGGAACGCCAAUUUCUCAAAGCUCUUCCGCGCCAGGCCGCUACGUUUCGUACUUCCUAUGAGAAAACUGAGCUCGGACACGCCAUCGGAGCACAAUCUUAUUACGACCGAAACGGUGCAUCAGAGCACGGAGUUCCGAGAUGUCAAUGGCGAGUCUGUCGAUCAUAAGUCGAACUAUGACGUCGUCAAUGGCAAUGAAGACGACGUUGAAUACGACAGUGAAGCUAAGUUUUGGCGAGACGAACACAGAAGCGUUUUGCAGAAAAAGCCGGCUGCUCACCGACUUCCUGAUGGCAAGAUCUUCGUGAAGCCAGAGCUUCUCUGUGAUGUCGGUUGCGAGACUCCGCGGAUAAACACGGAUUUUCAUCUCGGCAAGGAGUAUCGAUACUUCUAUGCGAUCUCCUGCGACAUGGACCUGAACAAUCCUGGAACGCUCAUCAAGGUCGACACCUUCCAAAAGACCAAGAAACUGUGGCAGCAAGAUGGUGUUUACCCAAGUGAACCAAUUUUCGUACCAGAUCCCAAUGGAAAGAACGAGGACGAUGGGGUGAUUGUGAGCUCAAUCGUGUGGGCGGAUAAAGAGACACGAGUCGGUUUGUUGAUCUUGGAUGCUGUGACAUUUACAGAAAUCGCAAGAGCUACCUUUGACACACCGGGACCGGUACCUAAAUGUCUACACGGUUGGUUCAGUUUGAACAAAUAACCGAUUGCAAAAGAAAAAUCAUUUGAAUUGUUUUGAGACUUUUUACUAUUAAUUUUUAGUAUUAAGUUUUGAAUAUUAAAUUUAUCAU